Molecule: messenger RNA, 2154 nt
Organism: Cylindrotheca closterium
Lineage: Eukaryota; Bacillariophyta; Bacillariophyceae; Bacillariales; Bacillariaceae
Source: the annotation of a GenBank genome assembly
AUGACCUCAACAGAAUCGUCUUCCACAUCAGAAUCAUCAAAUGAGAAUAUUCUGAAAGGUUGGUCUCCAUUGACAAGCCGACUGUUGAGUGGACAAGUCAACGACAAGAGCUGUGCCUGGGAUGUUCUCGACGGCAACUUUGGUGACCCAUUCGUCAAUGGGCUUUGGAAGGAGAUUGAAGGUGCCAAACUUGUGGAAAAGCUGGUACCCGCACGGACCAAAGGAGAAUCUUCCAUUUUGGCAAACAUGAUGCUUGCCAUGUCGUCAUCAAAUGAUCAUGGCACUAGUCAGCCACAGAAAACAGGAACGGUGCGAGGGGACAAGUCUCUCUUUCUCUCACGAGAAUAUCGAAAAAAGGCCGAAUUUGCUACGAAACAUCCUCACAUGCAUCAAUUGAUUACCACCAUUACCAAUACAAUCCUUCACAAGUUGGGCGAACGAAUAACGCUGGAUACGUCCAUGACGUCGGUGCAACUUGCCGUCUAUCCAGGUGACGGUACCUCGGGAUACACUCGACAUUGCGAUCGAGGUCAAACAUCGUGCAUGGCAGAAUCACAAUCAUCAUCAUCAUCUGCAUCCUCUCGUCAGGGACCAGCGUCACCACAAUCGCCACCAAAAGCAGCAGAAGCCGAACGAAUCAUUACGGCAAUUUACUAUCUGACCAAUGACGACUGGGAUCCAGUGCUCGAUGGAGGAUGUCUCCGAGUUUUUUCAAAUGGCAGCUUAGAUAAAACAGAUAUUUGUCCCUACCGAGAUCGCUUGAUCCUUUUUCGAUCCGAUGGCGUGGAGCACGAGGUAUUGCCCAGUUUGCGACGAUCACGGACGGCCAUUACCAUUUGGUUCUAUGGACAUCAUGAUAUACUACUUGGAGCAUCAAAUGGAACAAACUCCAAGCUAUCGAAUCAAGUGGAGACGAAAGACAUUGCUACAAAAGGCGAGGAUGCUUCUGCAAACAAAAGGCCAGUACCAGAGGAGGUAGUAUCCAACAUUCUACCACCAUUGCCAUUGGUCAAGAAAACUUCAGAGACAACUGAUUCUUCAUCUACUUGUUUGCCGUCCAUAUUCGUUUCCAUUGCUAGCUACCGCGACUCGGAAAUAUGCCCUACUCUAGAUUCACUCUUUUCCAAUGCUAGGCAUCCGGAUCGAAUCUUCGUGGGAGCAGUUCUUCAGAAUGAUGCCACCUACGACCAGGAAAAUGUUCGAAUGACACAAAAAUAUGUCAAUCAUUCCAAUGUUCGAUGUCUUGAACUGGCCGCCAAACAUGCCUUGGGGCCUUGCUAUGCCAGAAGUUUGGCCCAAUCUUUGCAUCGGGGCGAAACCUUUGUCUUGCAAAUUGAUUCGCACAUGCGCUUUCGUACCAAUUGGGACGACUAUCUCAUUGGUCUUUGGGAACAAACAACGAAUAAAGGCUGCCAUGAAAGAGUAGUAUUGACAGCAUAUCCUGUUGGAUAUGAACUGCCAAACAAGAUACCCAAUGAAGAAAGGGGAACUUUGUUGGUACCUUGGAAGUUUGACGAGAAUGGCAUGCUCCGACAACGAGGAAGGCUCUUGAAAAAGGAUAGUGGUAGUACUGAACAUCCUCCUCCAAGAGCGACCCCCUGCCAUUUGUAUGCAGCAGGCUUCAACUUUGGCCCAGCGUCCAUGAUCCAAGACGUGCCAUAUGACCCAAAGCUGGACUUUUUGUUCUUUGGAGAAGAGCUGAGCAUGGCCGUCCGGUUGUACACUCAUGGGUAUGAUUUGUACGCUCCGCCAGUAUCAGUGCUGUAUCAUCUUUGGAGUCGCGCUCAUCGCCCUACAUUGCAGUCUUCCCCAUCAAGUGUCGCCCCCGAGAAAAUCGAAGAAAAGAGGGAGGAGUCUCGCAAAAAAGUCCAGCAACAACUUUUGGGACAAGCGAGCGCUGGAAUAUACGGGCUUGGGGACAAGAGAAGUGCGGAAGAUUUUGCCAAAGCUCUUCACGUAGAUUUCCACAACUCGAUCGUCCACGAAGGAGCUUCUGACGGUGGCCUUUCCAACGACCGAUUUGUGAAUACUGCCGAUGCUGCUUCUCUCUUUGCAGAGGACAGUGUCGAGAGAAAGAUUGCCACCUUGGAUACCAAGACACAAGAACUCAUUAGUUUCUUCUUGAGUGGCAUGGAUUUAGACCAAACAAAGUAG